Molecule: messenger RNA, 1041 nt
Organism: Papaver somniferum (opium poppy)
Lineage: Eukaryota; Viridiplantae; Streptophyta; Magnoliopsida; Ranunculales; Papaveraceae
Product: ribosome biogenesis protein BMS1 homolog
Exons: 6
Coding region: 1-1041 (346 amino acids)
Biological process (GO): endonucleolytic cleavage of tricistronic rRNA transcript (SSU-rRNA, 5.8S rRNA, LSU-rRNA); ribosome biogenesis; maturation of SSU-rRNA from tricistronic rRNA transcript (SSU-rRNA, 5.8S rRNA, LSU-rRNA)
Cellular component (GO): nucleus; 90S preribosome
Molecular function (GO): GTP binding; U3 snoRNA binding; GTPase activity
Source: RefSeq, a predicted model, not a curated record
AUGGCAGGCCCCAUCAGAAUUUUAGCAGGCGGAAAAAGACGGAUACAGUUUGUGGAGUGUCAUGUCACUGGCAUGAUUGAUGCGGCAAAGUAUGCUGAUGCUGUCAUAUUUGUUGUAGAUGCAGGUUAUGGGUUUGAAAUGGAAACAUUCGAGUUCCUUGAACUCUUAAAAGUUCAUGGGAUGCCCAAGGUUAUGGGGGUGCUUACAUAUCUUGAUACCUUUAGAAACAAAACCAUGCUCGCAAACACUCAGCGAAUCCUGGUAGACCAAUUCCAGACUGAGAUAUGCAAAGGAGCACAAAUAUUUUGCUUAUCUGGUCUUGAUAAUGAUGAGAUAUAUUUCAAUCAUGAGAUUGCCAAGCUGGCAGCAUAUAUAUCCACCAUGGAAUUCCAUUCUUUGUCAUGGAGGGCUGCACGACCUUAUCUGUUGGUGGAUUACUUUGAAGAUGUCACUCAAGAGACGGUCCAAUUGGAUGAUGAAAAUUGCUCAAGAAAAAUCAUCCUAAAAGGUUACCUUCGAGGUUGUUACAUCGAGGAAACAACUAAGGUGCAUAUUGCUGGAGUUGGCGAUUUUCCUUUAGCUUGCGUUACUAAAUUAGCUGAUCCGUUCCCUUUACCUUCUGAUGGGGAUCUUAAUGAGUUAACUUGUAUGGAGAUUGGGUGUUUCAGAGCAGGAACUUAUGUAAGUUUUGAGUUGCAUGACGUCCCAUUUGAGACGGUCAAACAUUAUGAUCCUUGUCGGCCUGUUCUUGUUGGAGGUAUCAGUCUUGAAGAAGAAAAUCUUGGAUAUAUUCAGGUGAAACUUAAACGACAUAGUUGGCAUACAAAGUUAUUGAAGACCAAGGACCCUAUAAUUGUUUCAGUUGGUUGGAGGAGGUACCAGACAAGACCUAUUUAUGCCUUCAAAGACCGCCAUGGCAGCUAUCGGGCGCUUAAUCACACUCCGGAAAACAAGCCCUGUCUUGCGAUGUUCUGGGCCCCCCUUGCACCUCUUGGUACUGGGCUUGCUAUGGUGCAAAGUCUGGCAGACAAAAAGGUUUGA